This is a messenger RNA of Schistocerca gregaria, 416 nucleotides long. Its product is annotated as X-ray repair cross-complementing protein 5-like. The record is from RefSeq and is a predicted model, not a curated record. NCBI's taxonomy places the organism in Eukaryota, Metazoa, Arthropoda, Insecta, Orthoptera, Acrididae. The annotation marks the transcript as partial. Gene Ontology annotation, biological process: cellular response to gamma radiation; double-strand break repair via nonhomologous end joining; telomere maintenance. Gene Ontology annotation, molecular function: double-stranded DNA binding; telomeric repeat DNA binding. The transcript has 3 exons. Gene Ontology annotation, cellular component: Ku70:Ku80 complex.
UGUUCGGCGGCGGGAAACGUCAUCGUUUGUUUUCUAGUGUAUGGUAGUGUUGUUAUUAUGCCGCGCGCAGCGAAAGUGGAUGCAGUUAUAAUUGUAAUAGAUGUUGGACACUUUGACUCCAAGCAUGUUAUACAGAAACGCAGUGAUUUUUUACAGAAGGCAAAACUAUGUGUUCAAAGAAUUGUGGAGAGGAGGAUAUUUACCAAUGGAAAAGAUGAAAUUGGGUUGAUUGUACUUGGUUCUGACAAGACGCAGAAUCCACUUGAUUAUGCAAAUGUGAGUGUGGUAUUUCCUCUUGCACUGCCUACAUGGCAGAUGAUAUCCUUUGUGGAGAAAUCUUUACAUGAAAGUGAAAUAAAAACAGACUGGAUACAUGGUGUUGCUGUUGGCAUGCAAGUCUUGAAAGAUGAACUAGA